Messenger RNA from Brassica napus (rape), 952 nucleotides. RefSeq lists its product as uncharacterized. Bases 16 to 717 code for a protein of 233 amino acids. The record is from RefSeq and is a predicted model, not a curated record. NCBI's taxonomy places the organism in Eukaryota, Viridiplantae, Streptophyta, Magnoliopsida, Brassicales, Brassicaceae. The transcript has 2 exons.
UUAUCAGAAUACAAAAUGGUAAUUAUAGAUAAGCUAACAGGUGAGUUUGUAACAGAGCGUUGGACUCAAAAUGGGCCAAAUCUGGCCUAUUGGGCUUUUUGUUUCGAAAAUUAUCAAAGCAACGCAAGAGAGAGAGAGAGAGACCUAACUCAGUACCGGCCGAACGAAAUCGAGAGUAAAGCGAGAGAGCGUGACGGCGAGGAAGAAGAAGAGAGAAUGUGGUUCACCGGCGGCGGAGGAGGAGUAGGAGGACUGAGGAAGCUCUGUAGGGCCUCGGCGACAGUUCUGGAGAAGGAGAUGAGCUGUAACUCUCUGCUAGUGAGACACAUGUCGAGAGAGCGAGCUGUGAACGUAAGGAAGAUAAACCCAAAGGUCUCGAUCCAAGAAGCUCACAUCAUCUCCAGCUCUCUCUACGAUGUCUUCAAGAAACACGGACCUCUCUCCGUCCCCAACACUUGGCUCCGCGCUCAGGAAGCUGGGGUAAGUGGAUUGAACAGCAAGACUCAUAUGAAGCUGAUGCUGAAAUGGAUGAGAGGGAGGAAGAUGCUCAAGUUAAUCUGCAACCAAGUUGGUUCCUCCAAGAAGUUCUUUCACACCGUUUUACCUGAUGAUGAUCCUCAACAAGAGACACCACCAGUUGCUGCUGCUGCUGCUGCUGCUGCUGCCACGACGACUGAUAAGAACAAAAAAGCCUUCUCAAAGAGAAGAAGCAAAUAAGGAUCUCUGCCACAAGUUUUUGCUUCAUAUAAGACAAAAUCCCUGUGGACGGACAAUCGCUUGUUUGUUUUCCUUUGGUAUUUGUUUCUUCUGUGUCCGAGGAAAUGAAUGUGUUUCAAUCUGCCAGAGUGAACACUUUAGUUACUGGUGUAGAAAUUUUUGAGGAAGUCAGGGUUUGUUUUUAUCCUUUUGCUUCGUUCCCUUUGAAUAAAAGAAACAUCAGUUUACAAUGCAA